AUGUAUCUAGCUGGUCCGUUCUCGGGAAGGUUUGUUGACAAGCAUGGUCCUCGAUUACCUCUCCUUGCAGCGAGCGUACUUCUCUUGGUGGGGUACUCGGGCAUGAGGUCCAUUUUCUCAGCUGGCCUUCCUGAAGGCACCGACUCCCUUUCAAACUUCAAGUUAAUCGUCCUGGUAUUGUGCAGCUUCAUGACCGGUGUGGGCGGGAAUGCGGGGUUGAUCACUGCCAUUAAUACCAGUGCGAAGACAUUCCCGGACCGUAUACGUGGAUCUACCACUGGUAUGGUUAUCUCUGGCUUCGGGCUGUCUGCGUUGUUCUUCUCCGCUCUCUCGCAUCUCGUCACUGCGGGUGAUACUGCUUCAUUUCUACUUCUACUUGCGUUGGGGUCAUCCUUCCCCAUGAUACUUGGUUUCUUCUUUGCUAGGCCUAUCCCAUUGCACGCUACUGAAGAGGAUACAGCCUUCACGCGUCGACAGUCAGAGGUUGAUUACACAGAAGUCGAUGGUGUUGCUCUCGCUCCAUCAGUUCUUUCUCAUCACGACAAUGAUAGUAGGACCCAUCUUCUCUCACAUGACAGGGACGACGAGAAUGACGUGGAGGAAGGUCGUGUCAGUAUCGAGUUGAACCCUCCAAGGCCUGUUUCUCCGCGUCUUCCCGAGUCCAAUCCUUCCCUCAGCCAUGAACGUCGACGCCGACGUUCGAGCAGUGUUAGAGCUACCUUAACUUCUGUUGAAGCAGGGCCCAAUCUCUUUGGAAAGAAGCUUUUCGCUUCGAGUGAUUUUUGGUUGUUGGUCUGUAUAUUGUCAUUGCUUAGUGGAACUGGAUUAAUGUACAUAAACAAUGUAGGAUCCAUGUCUCGGGCGUUGUUUGUGCAUGAAGCGAAGAACAGUACGUUAUCGGAUCAGGAUCAAGUGGAUAUCGUGAAAUGGCAGGCCGCACAGGUCUCCACAAUCAGCUUCAUGAACUUCAGUGGAAGGCUUUUUAUCGGAUUCUUCUCCGAUUUUGUCAAGGCCCGUCUCGGACAACCGAGAUCCUUCUUACUCGUGCUUGUGUCUUUCCUGGUUUUGCUUUCUCAGAUCACCGCAAUGACCGUAGACAGACUGGAAGAUUUAUGGAAAGCAAGCACCCUGUUAGGACUGGGAUAUGGAACAGUUUUCUCCCUUUUCGCGGCCCUGUGCGUAGAAUGGUUUGGCUUGGCACACUUUUCGGAGAACUGGGGAUAUUUGUCACUCGCUCCGCUGUUGGGAGGAAAUGUUUUCUCUGUCGCAUUCGGGAGAAAUCUUGAUGCUCAUGAGAAAGCAGCCUCUCCUGGACCAACUUCUGACACGAACAUUCUUGACGCCCCUAGGCCACCAAAAGAGAUCCAAUGUCUGGAUGGGAAAACAUGUUAUGUCGAUUCCAUUCGAUUAACAACUGUAGCCUGUUUAGUCGCGAUGGGGUUAAGCAUAUGGGCUGCAUGGAGAGACAGGAAGCGGCAUUACAAAGAGGCGCAGAAUACCGCCGAUAGUAGACCGGAUAUAGUUUGGGAAGCAGACGAGUCGUAG
Molecule: messenger RNA, 1545 nt
Organism: Marasmius oreades (fairy-ring Marasmius)
Lineage: Eukaryota; Fungi; Basidiomycota; Agaricomycetes; Agaricales; Marasmiaceae
Exons: 6
Coding region: 1-1545 (514 amino acids)
Biological process (GO): transmembrane transport
Cellular component (GO): membrane
Molecular function (GO): transmembrane transporter activity
Source: RefSeq, a predicted model, not a curated record